AUGACCUGGGCCAUUUCUCAUGGUAGACAUCGUUGCAAUCUUCGACACCCAUCGUACAGAUAUCUUGAGCGGCCAGAGCAGAAAGCAUCCAGUCCUCAGCCAGCAAAUGAAGAGCCAAAACCGCGACAACCAAAUUCUUACGCAACCGUCUUAGCGAAAAACAAACCUCCAGAACCUAAAAAAUUUUGCGUCGACUUACGUAGCGACCUUAUAACGAAGAAUACUUUGGAGGAAGAAUGGCCAGCUCUUGGAUCGCCUGAACAAGGACUGACUAUCAAAGGUCCGGACGAGAGAUCCAAAGCUACGGCGGAUCAACUUGAAAACGAUAGAUUAUUCGCAGAAAACUUACAAGAUAGCGAAUACACGCAGUUUAGCGAGUAUGACGAGAACGACGAAGAUAAUUACAAUCCAGAAGAACAGAAUGAAAAAACUUCUGGAGAGAACGAAGAAGAUAAUUACAAUCAGGAAGAAGAAAGUUAUGAUGACAACGACGGAGAUAAUUGCAAUCCAGAAGAACAGGAAGAAGAAACUAAUGAAAAGAACGAAUUUCGUUUGACGGGCACCACGAGAUAG
Molecule: messenger RNA, 573 nt
Organism: Porites lobata
Lineage: Eukaryota; Metazoa; Cnidaria; Anthozoa; Scleractinia; Poritidae
Source: the annotation of a GenBank genome assembly